Molecule: messenger RNA, 1461 nt
Organism: Sorex araneus (European shrew)
Lineage: Eukaryota; Metazoa; Chordata; Mammalia; Eulipotyphla; Soricidae
Gene: PEBP1
Product: phosphatidylethanolamine binding protein 1
Exons: 4
Coding region: 143-706 (187 amino acids)
Biological process (GO): negative regulation of MAPK cascade
Source: RefSeq, a predicted model, not a curated record
CGCGCGCGCAGCCCCGCCCGCCCGCGCAGGCCCUUAGGACCCCCUCGGACCGGUGCUUGGGCGAGCGCAGUGCGAGCCCCCCCUUAGCCUGUGCCCGACUGCUCGCCGCCCUCUCUGGCCGCGCUGCCCGCUUAGCCCCGCCAUGCCGGUGGACAUCAGCAAGUGGACCGGGCCCUUGUGCCUGCAGGAAGUGGACGAGGCCCCGCAGCACCCGCUGCAGGUCAAGUACACCGGGACGGAGAUCGACUCGCUGGGCAAAGUGCUCACGCCCACCCAGGUGAAGAACCGGCCCACCAGCAUCGCCUGGGAUGGCAUGGACUCUGAGAAGCUCUACACCUUGGUCAUGACAGACCCGGAUGCUCCAAGCAGGAAGGACCCCAAGUUCAGGCAAUGGCACCACUUUCUCGUGGUCAACAUGAAGGGCAGUGACAUCGGCAGUGGCACCGUGCUCUCCGACUACGUGGGCUCCGGGCCGCCCAAGGGCACAGGCCUUCACCGCUACGUCUGGCUGGUGUACAAGCAGGACGGGCCGCUCAAGUGUGACGAACCCGUCCUCAGCAACCGGUCCGGGGACCACCGGGGCAAGUUCAAGGUGGCGGCUUUCCGCAAGAAGUACGGGCUGGGCGCCCCGGUGGCCGGCACCUGCUACCAGGCCGAGUGGGACGACUACGUGCCCAAACUCUACGAGCAGCUGGCCGGGAAGUAGGGCGCAGCGAGGGGCCCCGAGCAGUCCCAGGGGCCCCGCGCAGGCCGGGGUCCGCGCUGCAUGUCCCCGUCUCUCCCCCCCAUUCCCUGUUCACAGGCGCGACCUGAACUCUCAGACCAUGGUUCAGGGCGACUUCCCUUUCCUCCCGGCCGUUAUUAUAGCCUUAGAGGGGCACCUACUCAGUUUCUGUUGUGAUCGAGUUUAAAUUCCGAUCGGGGGGGAUGUGGUGGAGCUAUGAUCGGCUCAUCCAAGAGUGAAUUGAGGUAUUGGCAAUGACCCAGAGUGUAAAAGAAUAAUUCAGGUUCAAAGGCGUAAGUCACGGAGCAGAGCACCCGAGGACCCUUAGAGGAAGUUCGAAAGGAGAAAAGGUGCUUCUGCCUUUGUGAGCCGAGUCCAGUGCCUGCUGGCACCUUCUCUGACAUGGUUUCAUGGUGCUGCCUGUCACCAAAGGCAGCAGAAGGCUCCUGGGUUGCUGGCCCUCGACACGCGGCCUGGACGUGGCGGGGUAGGUCCCCCACUGGCUCCACAAAGAUGAGCACUGGAAGCCGGGAGAGGGAGAGGGAGAGCUGAAGUGUUGGCAGGCCCUCGAGACGCGGGCUGGGUGGGAGGUCACCGGGAACCUGUGUGUCCGCCUGUUUCAAUCGAUCACUUCCCCUGGGUGUAAGAAGAACCGAUCUGGGAUUGCGGAAUGUGUGUUAAUCCUGCUCUUUCCUUGUAGUUGAAUAAAGUCACAAUAAAAGCAUUGUGUGGCUGGA